AGUACUGUACAGACUGAAGUGAAAACAGUGAGAAAGAGAGAGGGAGAGACUGUCACACUACACCCUCAUCUAACUGGACUACAGAGGGACUAUGUUAUCACAUGGUCAUUUGGUACUGAUGGUUCAUACUCAGAAAUGGCUGAGCUCUCAGAUGGAGAGAUUAUAACAGACUACAUUGAGAGAUUCAGAGGCAGACUGCAGCUGGACAGACAGACUGGAUCUCUCACCAUCAGCAACCUUGACACUGACGACUCUGGAGUUUACCAGCUACUGAUGAGGCACAAAAAUGGAACUCUGACUAAAUUUUUUGUCCAGCUAAAAGCUUACAACCCAGGACUUCAGAACCAGGUGCAGGCAGGACCUGAGUUAACCCUUUCAUAUGAAAAAAGGAGGACUGUGACUAUCACCCUGUCUCUUUCGGCGGCAGGUGGGCGUGGCGGCCGUGUGGCAGGCAUCCUCCUGGUGCUGCUGCUGCUGAUCGUGCUCGCCCUGGCCGUCCUGUCCAAUCGGCUGAACCGAGGGCCAUGCUCCCGCCCCCGCCUCGCCGCCGCCACGGGUGUGGCCAGGGGCCUGUGGGGCCGGCUGGGGGGUCACCUCAGCCCCGGGAAGAGAGGGGGACCCGGCGGAGGAGAGGACGAGGAGGACGAGGAGGAGGAGGAGGAAGUGGAGAGCGGGAGGGAUGUGGAGCGCGGGGCAGGGAGGGAUGGAUACAGCCUGACGGAGAGGGGGGAGGGACCAGCUGAAGACGACGACGACGAAACCUCCUCCGAAGAUGACUCCAGCAUGGAGGGGCACGACCUGAGGGGGCAAGCCAGUCACGAAGCCUACCUCCGCCUGCGUCGUUUCCUCCUUCUGUAG
This is a messenger RNA of Megalops cyprinoides (Indo-Pacific tarpon), 858 nucleotides long. RefSeq lists its product as uncharacterized. Bases 136 to 858 code for a protein of 240 amino acids. The record is from RefSeq and is a predicted model, not a curated record. NCBI's taxonomy places the organism in Eukaryota, Metazoa, Chordata, Actinopteri, Elopiformes, Megalopidae. The transcript is spliced from 5 exons.